This is a messenger RNA of Argentina anserina (silverweed cinquefoil), 365 nucleotides long. RefSeq names its product ent-kaurene synthase, chloroplastic-like. Gene Ontology annotation, biological process: gibberellin biosynthetic process. Gene Ontology annotation, molecular function: terpene synthase activity; magnesium ion binding. The record is from RefSeq and is a predicted model, not a curated record. Bases 27 to 365 code for a protein of 112 amino acids. NCBI's taxonomy places the organism in Eukaryota, Viridiplantae, Streptophyta, Magnoliopsida, Rosales, Rosaceae. The transcript is spliced from 2 exons. Gene Ontology annotation, cellular component: chloroplast.
UUCAGUGGUUGGAUUUGGUUAAGUCUAUGCUGAAGGAAGCUCAGUGGUUGAUGUAUAAUUCGGCGCCAGCACUGGAUGAAUACAUGGAAAAUGCAUAUGUAUCAUUUGCCCUGGGACCGAUUGUUCUUCCAGCUCUCUAUUUGGUAGGGCCUAAGCUCUCAGAGGAGGCUGUGCGGAGUCUCGAGUUCCACCAGCUAUAUAAACUUAUGAGUACCACUGGGCGUCUUCUCAACGACAUGCAAACCUUUAAGCGGGAAUCUGCGGAAGGGAAGCUAAAUGCUGUAACAUUGGCGAUGCUUCAUGGCAAUGGAAGCGCCACUGAAGAAGAGACCUUCAGUGAGAUGAAGAGCAUUAUAACCUGUUAG